AUGCAGCUGUCCGCAGCCGACAUGAAGCUCUUGAAGAGCACCAAGUUCCCGCCCGAAUUCGAAGAGAAGGUCGACACGACCAAGGUGCAGAUGGACAUCAUGAAGAAAUGGAUUGCCACCAAGGUCCAGCAAAUCCUCGAGACCGACGACGACAUGGUAGUCGACUUCAUCUACAAUUUGCUCGACGGAGAGCGCUACCCCGACCCGAAGAAGCUUCAGAUCGCUCUCGGCGGCUUCCUUCACGAUGAUGCCCCGCGUUUUGUCAGGGAGUUCUGGAACCUGUGUCUCAGUGCCCAAAGCAACAAGGAUACUCUUGGUGUUCCUCGAGAACUGCUGGAGAUGAAGAAGGAUGAGAUGAAGCAGGACAAGAAAGCACAGGAGAAGGCAGCUGAGGAGGCUCGGACCGACCUCGUGGCAGGGGUCGCGGUGGUGGACGCGGUGGCUCUGCAUACUCAUACCGUCCUGGACGCUCCCGCUCCCGCUCGCCACCGCCUUACCGCCGUGGCCAUGAUGAAUUCCGCCGUCCGCCUCCCGCUCUCGCUCUCGCUCUGCAACGCCUCCACGCCGUCGCCGUCGCCCUUCAUACAGCCGCUCUCCGUCCCGUUCUAUCAGUCCUCGUCGUAG
Molecule: messenger RNA, 624 nt
Organism: Lasiodiplodia theobromae
Lineage: Eukaryota; Fungi; Ascomycota; Dothideomycetes; Botryosphaeriales; Botryosphaeriaceae
Product: Pwi domain mRNA processing protein
Exons: 6
Coding region: 1-624 (207 amino acids)
Biological process (GO): mRNA processing; regulation of mRNA splicing, via spliceosome
Cellular component (GO): spliceosomal complex
Molecular function (GO): RNA binding
Source: RefSeq, a predicted model, not a curated record